GCAACCAAGUUACAUGUGCCUCAUCACGACUCCCGCCGGAAGUUGAUGGAGGAUUUACUUGGACAGAUGUUGUUGCUCAUGCGUUGUGAUGCUUCUGUGAAAACAAAGGGAGAGCACUCGGGUUUUGCCCAUGACAACUUCCGGUCUUUUGAAAUGACUCUGACUCAGGCUGUUAAUGCCCGUGAAGAGGAAACGUUUAAUGCUUAUUUUAAGGUCAUUGACCAGGAGGAGUGUAUGAUGGCUGCAGUGUGUCCAGACAAGGCGGUCACUUUCUACAGACAGAUGGCCGAGGCUGCCUGUAAGUUCGGUACUCCCAGACAGCAAGCAAUUCUAGAGGGUUUCACGGCCGUGUCACUCAUCGAGCAAAGAGGGGACCAACUUUCUUUAGGAGUGUCAUUGGUGACUGAAGCAUUGCAAAAGCUGACUGUCGGAGAGGACAAUUACCAUCGUGUUGUGCUCAUGCGCAGACUUGGAUGGAUGCAAGUGCGGCUUGGCAAUAAUGAAGAGGCCAAAAGGCGACUGACCGAGGCACUAAAGACCCCUGUCCCUACUGAACUUAAUGAAAGGGUGGAACCUCAUCGGAUUCAGAUUCUGUCCCACCUCGCUAUCGUCAACAGCUACUUAGGCAACUACCCCGAGAGAGGAUACUGAGAGGAUACUUCGGCGCACUAUCCCCAGGGCUAACCAGGUCAUGCCGGGACACCCGGUGCUUGCAGUGCUUAUACAGACCAUGGGCGUCAACUUCGAUAGGCAGUGCCAGCUGGACAAGGCGUUGGUGUACUACAAGAUGUCCUGUCAUGAACGGAGGAAGCUGGCCUCCACACUGCCCACGUACCUCGUCACCAACCUCAACAACCUCGCCUCCAACUACACAUGGCGGGGGGAUUGUGACAAGGCUCUCCGGCUUCUCACGGAAGCUCUCAACCUGAGACGGAAGCUUGGUUGGUAUGACUUCAACACGGCCCUCACACUGUGGUACAGGGGCAACGCA
This is a messenger RNA of Haliotis rubra (blacklip abalone), 991 nucleotides long. RefSeq lists its product as uncharacterized. Gene Ontology annotation, molecular function: protein binding. The transcript has 7 exons. NCBI's taxonomy places the organism in Eukaryota, Metazoa, Mollusca, Gastropoda, Lepetellida, Haliotidae. The record is from RefSeq and is a predicted model, not a curated record. Bases 46 to 651 code for a protein of 201 amino acids.